Chiloscyllium plagiosum (whitespotted bambooshark) is the source of this 6142-nucleotide messenger RNA. RefSeq names its product solute carrier family 12 member 7. Gene Ontology annotation, molecular function: potassium:chloride symporter activity. Gene Ontology annotation, biological process: potassium ion import across plasma membrane; cell volume homeostasis; chemical synaptic transmission. The record is from RefSeq and is a predicted model, not a curated record. NCBI's taxonomy places the organism in Eukaryota, Metazoa, Chordata, Chondrichthyes, Orectolobiformes, Hemiscylliidae. Gene Ontology annotation, cellular component: plasma membrane.
UAUCCUGUUAAUAAAUGAAGAUACAGACUUUCCUGAGGCCUGGCCCAGUUGUAGAUGGCAAGAAACUUUUGCUUCAGUUAAGACAGUAAAACCAGGACACCUGAAGUCACAUCCUGAAUCAGUAAAGUGUUCUGCCCAAGAUGGGUGGAGAAUGGUGAUUUCCAUAUAAGGCAACGUGUCACAUGGUCAGAUCCAAGCAAUAGAACUGAAACAGCAAGUUCACUCGAGACGAGUUACUGAAGUUCACACACAUGGUGUAAAAAUGCCGACUAACUUUACUGUUCUGCCUGUGGACGAUGAAGGAGCCCCAAAGGAGGGUGCAAGCCUCGCUGCAGAGAACGACCCCGAAGUACUUGCAUCUGGAGAUGGAAUUCCCAAAGAAAGUAGUCCUUUCAUCAAUAGUACAGACAUUGACAAAGGAACCAUGUACGAAGGAAAAAACUUGGCACUUUUUGAGGAAGAAAUGGACAGGAACCCAAUGGUCUCCUCCCUGCUUAACAGACUGGCAAACUAUACCAACUUGACUCAGGGUGUCCGAGAACAUGAGGAGGCAGAAAACAAUGAGGAGUCACGAAAGAAGGAAAUUAAGGCUCCUCAAAUGGGCACGUUUAUAGGAGUCUACCUGCCAUGUCUACAGAAUAUUCUGGGAGUUAUCUUGUUUCUGCGCUUGACAUGGAUUGUGGGAGCAGCAGGAAUCUUCGGAUCUUUUUGGAUUGUCUUCAUUUGCUGUGCUUGUACCUUGCUGACUGCAAUAUCGAUGAGUGCCAUUGCAACCAAUGGUGUGGUGCCAGCCGGAGGCUCCUAUUACAUGAUUUCAAGGUCACUGGGCCCAGAGUUUGGAGGGGCUGUAGGCCUUUGCUUUUAUCUGGGAACCACAUUUGCUGGAGCUAUGUACAUCCUGGGAACGAUUGAAAUCCUUCUGACCUACAUUGUUCCAAGUGCGGCUAUCUUCAAAGCAGAUGAUCCCAGCCAGGAAACCCAGACCAUGCUGAAUAACAUGAGAGUUUAUGGUACAUGCACAAUCACCUUGAUGGCUACUGUGGUAUUUGUCGGAGUCAAAUACGUCAACAAACUGGCUCUGGUUUUCCUUGCCUGUGUUAUCCUUUCCAUCCUUGCCAUCUAUGCAGGGGUCAUCAAAACUGCCUUCAGUCCACCUGAUUUUCCCCUCUGUAUUCUUGGAAACCGGACUUUAGCCAGCAAAGCCUUUGAUGUAUGUGCUAAGGUCAGCACUGUAGGCAACCAGACAGUGACAACGCAACUCUGGCGACUCUUUUGUGAUAGCCCUUACCUCAAUGCCACAUGUGAUGAAUACUUCAAUCUCAACAAUGUCACUUUAAUUCAAGGGAUACCUGGGAUUGCAAGCGGAGUAAUAAGUGAAAAUAUCUGGAGUACAUAUGGGUCACAGGGGGAGUUGUUGGAAAAGAGAGGACUGCCUUCUGUGCCUGCCUCGGAGAGUGCAACAAACACAAGACUCCCGUAUGUCUUCAGUGACAUUGCGACCUACUUCACCAUGCUGGUUGGCAUCUACUUCCCAUCUGUGACAGGCAUUAUGGCUGGCUCAAAUAGAUCUGGAGACUUAAAGGAUGCUCAGAAAUCCAUCCCUACUGGAACACUGUUAGCAAUUAUUACGACUUCUUUCAUUUACUUGUCGUCCAUUAUCUUAUUUGGUGCUUGCAUUGAAGGUGUGCUCUUGAGGGACAAGUUCGGCGAUUCUGUAGAUGGCAACCUUGUCAUUGGGACUCUGGCUUGGCCAUCACCCUGGGUUAUUGUGAUUGGUUCUUUUUUUUCAACGUGUGGUGCUGGCCUCCAGAGUCUCACUGGGGCCCCUCGGCUAAUGCAGGCUAUUGCAAGGGAUGGGAUCAUUCCUUUCCUGCGGGUUUUUGGUCAUGGAAAGGCAAAUGGUGAACCAACAUGGGCCCUCCUCCUCACAGCUGGUAUUUGUGAGAUUGGCAUUUUGAUUGCUUCUCUCGACAGUGUCGCUCCUAUUCUUUCCAUGUUCUUCCUGAUGUGUUAUAUGUUUGUGAACUUGGCAUGUGCACUGCAAACACUCCUGAAAACGCCCAAUUGGAGGCCACGAUUUACAUACUACCACUGGACUUUGUCCUUCCUGGGGAUGAGCUUAUGCCUUGCCUUGAUGUUCAUUUGCUCCUGGUAUUAUGCGCUGGUCGCCAUGGUAAUAGCAGGAUGCAUCUACAAGUACAUUGAAUAUCGAGGGGCCGAGAAGGAAUGGGGUGAUGGCAUUAGGGGGCUGUCCCUGAAUGCUGCUCGAUAUGCUCUGCUGCGCUUGGAGGAUGGUCCACCUCACACCAAGAACUGGAGGCCUCAGCUGUUGAUAUUGCUGAACUUGGAUCCAGAACAGAAUGUGAAGCACCCUCGGCUCCUGUCAUUUACCACACAGCUUAAGGCUGGCAAAGGGUUGACCAUUGUUGGCUCUGUGUUGGAAGGCACUUUCCUGGACAGGCAUGCUGACGUACAGAACGCUGAGCAGAACAUUAAGACCUUGAUGGGGCUGGAGAAGACAAAAGGUUUCUGCCACGUGGUGGUAUCGUCCAACCGGCGAGAUGGGGUCUCCCACUUGAUCCAGUCAUCUGGCCUGGGAGGAAUGAAGCACAACACUGUGCUGGUGGCGUGGCCGGAGUUAUGGAGGCAAACAGAUGGUCCAACAGGGUGGAAGAACUUUGUAGACAUGGUAUGUGAGACAACAGCUGCUCACCAAGCGCUGCUGGUGACCAAGAACAUAGAUUCCUUCCCAACAAACCAGGAGCGUUUUGCUGGAGGCACCAUUGAUAUCUGGUGGAUUGUCCAUGAUGGGGGAUUGCUGAUGUUGCUACCAUUUCUCCUCAGCCAACAUAAGGUUUGGAAGAAGUGCAAGAUGCGCAUCUUCACCGUUGCCCAGAUAGAUGACAACAGCAUCCAGAUGAAGAAAGACUUGCAGUUAUUCCUGUAUCAGCUUCGUCUCGAUGCCGAGGUCGAGGUGGUGGAAAUGCUUGACAAUGAUAUUUCAGCCUUCACAUACGAACGAACUUUAGUGAUGGAGCAAAGAUCACAGAUGUUGAAACAGAUGCAGCUCUCCAAAAAUGAGCGGGAACGCGAGAUUCAGAGCAUCACUGAUGAGUCCCGGAGCACGACACUAAGGAGGAAUUCUGCACGCGCAGCUUUGGAAUUCCAGGACAGGAAUCCUGAUGAUGUACCAAGUGAAGAGGCCCAGCUGAUACAUGACAGGAAUGCAGCAGCCCACUCCUCUGGCACUGACCGACUCUCCGUUUCUCCUGAAGGAAUACACAUGACCUGGACCAAAGAGAAAAUCACAGCAGAAAAGAACAAAAACAAAGAAUCUUUAUCUCCAGAAGGUGUGAGGGAUAUUUUUAACAUGAAACCAGAAUGGGGAAAUCUGAAUCAGUCCAACGUUAGGCGGAUGCACACAGCAGUGAAACUCAACGAAGUCGUUGUUAACAGGUCCCAGGAUGCCAGACUUGUGUUACUGAACAUGCCAGGACCCCCCAAGAACAGACAAGGAGAUGAAAAUUACAUGGAGUUUCUGGAGGUGCUGACUGAGGGCUUGAACAGAGUCCUCAUGGUACGAGGUGGUGGCAGCGAAGUGAUCACCAUCUAUUCGUAAGACUGCUGCGAUGUAAUGAAGCACAAAUACCAAAUGUGAUGCCAACAAAUUUCACCAGUGAUGUUUGGCUUUUGUGUGUUGAGGGGUGUUGGGGUGUGGUGGUUGCUUCUGUGUGUCCUUUGCUGCUGGCAUUUCUUUUAGUUAUGGUUAGAACAGAGAAGUAUCUUGAUGCUGCGAAGACUUCUUCAAUGUGUAUUCUGGACCAUGAUUGAUUGAGUGACUGGAGUCAUUGCCACACGGUUUCUUGAUGGCAAGAGGAGAGGGGAGGGAAAAAAAGCACUUGCAUCAUGUGAACAGAAGACUCACUUUGUUUUCUCUCUCUGAACAAAUCUGUGCAAAUUCUGUAAGUGUAUACUACUGUCAAUAGUGUUGAUGUAUUCUUAGAUGCUUAGUAAUCAAUGGUUUUGUAUCUGUGCUGCUUUUCACAAACAGUUGCAUGGAAGCCCAGGAAGAUUAGAUCCAUUUGGGGGGAAAAUGAGUAUGCAUUAUUCAAAGUGUUUGUUUUCAUUGUAUAAAUAAAUGCAAAAUUCCUAUUUUUUUUCUCUAGUCAACCUUGGUUUCGCCCAGCUAAGCACGCCUACAGUCAAAGUUCUCUCCAGGCACUUGCUAGGGCUGGCCACCAGGUGGUGUUCCUGCUCUUUUUAUUCCUACCCAGGAGCUGAGCAUUAGGCAUUUCCCCUCAUUGAAGCUCAGUUGCAAUGGGGAGAAGUCUGUCUAUCUUUGAGAAGCCCACACUUUUUGUGGGCAUUCUUGUGCCACUUUACUGUUUUGUUUCUUUUUAAACCAGUUUAAAAAGAGUUUUGUUUCUUGCAAAAAGAUAGGCUUGAAUGACAGCCUUAUUUCUACAAAUAAUGUAGUGUAAAUGGCAUGAGUUAAAUGCUGGGAAUGUAUUAAACAUGGGUACUUUGUUAAAUACUUUUCUAUAAGUGGGAAAACCAGCAUUGUGUAGCAAGGUAUGAAUUUUUAAAUUUGGCUUGUUCUGGAGUACUCUCUCUCAAACUAAAAAACUUUCAUCUUGAUUAAAUGACCACCAGGAUUAAAAUAAUUGUUUUUACACACCCAGAAUAGAGGCUGAAUAGGUACUUUAAUUUCUUUUUAUUUCUACACAUUGUACAAAUGUACCUCUGGGAUUUCUACCUCUUUGCUUGCCUAAUGAGUAUUGGGUGGGUUUCAUACAAGGUUUAUGUGUAAAGAACUGGAUAUCCACCCUCCAAGACUAUCCAUCUGUUCAUGGUGAAUGACACUGCAAGAAGGGCAGUACCUUCUGCAUGGGGUUUUUUUUGGUACAUUUGCAUAGAGAAAAUCACAUAGGUUUAAUGUUCUAAUUGAGAAGAUCUUUCCCAAAGGUUCACUCUAUUUUUAUAGAAAUGAACAACUAAAUGCGAUGCAUUUUUCUUCCGAGUUUGUUAUUUUUGUUCAGUUUGAAACCAUCUUAUGUUGCUCACAAAUCACCUGGUUCCUAUUUUCUGAAGCUCUUGGCGUUGAAACAUAUUUAGUAGGUAUAUUGCCUCCCUGUAAUCAUGGGUUAAGUAAAGCGGUUUAAAAUGUACCAAGAUUUUCUGAGGUGCUUUCACAUCAAGGCACAUGGGCCACUUAUUUUGAGCUCAGCUGUCUGCACAGGCUUGGUUAUAGCUAUGGACCUGGUUCCGAGUCAGUGCAGGCCUGGGUCUCUCAAUAGCCCAGGCCGGCCUUGCCCUGUGGGCAUAGUUUCUCUGUCACAUAGUGCCCUAUAAGGCCACUUUUGUCGUUCAUGUUAUUAUAAAGUUAACACUUAAUCUCUCAUUUCUUGUUUGUAACUGCCCUCUCCAUGUUGACAUUUGCUAUGAGUUACUUUAUACAUUUCUGCUGCAGUUUGGUGAUGGGACCCUUUCUCCAUAUCCGAUGCUACAUUCAGUUAAUGCUCUGUUCAUAUAUAGGCACCUUGCAUCUGCUGUAUAUUAAUCAUUGAUCUGAAUGAAUGCUAAACUUUCAUGGCUAUUUUGAGGUGAGAGACCUGCAAGAUUCUAUACAUGUUGAUCUUUAGUGAGUCCUGUUUCAUAAGUGGUGAUAUUUUUUCUUGUUACUGGGUCAUUUCUAUUUAGUAAGAGAAAACCAGAUGCAGUAUUUCCUGUUCACCAGCUUACUUGGAUGGCUUAACUGUUAGGAAACCGAAGGCCUUCAGCAUGACUGAAGUAAAUUCAACUCAACCUUUUGCCAUCUUAAACUUGACUGUUACAAUUUUUUAAGUUAACUCGACUGCACUUAGGAUUUGCAAUGAAAUGACCUUUUAUUGCAGAAUCCUGCGAAGGAAAGAAAUUGAUCCAUGCCCAUGCCUGUGUGUGUUCCACACUAUUUUAUCCUUUUAAGAAUGGAGGCUCUGAUUUAAAAUUCAUAGGGAUCAUGUGUCACCAAACAUUUUAUUAAAAGUGUACCGAGUUUAUAUUCUCUUUGUAGCCCAGUCAGAUCACUGAUGAAACAAAACCAGAAACUGCUGGGAAAGCUCAGCAGGUCUGGCAGCAUCUGUGAAGAGAAAUCAGAGUUAAC